Molecule: messenger RNA, 1037 nt
Organism: Talpa occidentalis (Iberian mole)
Lineage: Eukaryota; Metazoa; Chordata; Mammalia; Eulipotyphla; Talpidae
Gene: EXOSC7
Product: exosome component 7
Exons: 8
Coding region: 34-909 (291 amino acids)
Biological process (GO): TRAMP-dependent tRNA surveillance pathway; U4 snRNA 3'-end processing; nuclear mRNA surveillance
Cellular component (GO): cytoplasmic exosome (RNase complex); nuclear exosome (RNase complex)
Source: RefSeq, a predicted model, not a curated record
GAUGACGUGCGGCGCGCGGGGCACCUCGGCAGCAUGGCGUCGGUGGCGCUGAGCGAGGCGGAGAAGGUGUACAUCGUCCACGGCGUCCAGGAAGACCUCCGCGUGGAUGGCCGCGGCUGCGAGGACUACCGGUGUGUUGAAGUCGAAACCGACGUGGUGUCUAACACCAGUGGGUCUGCCAGGGUCAAGCUGGGCCACACAGACAUCUUGGUGGGAGUGAAAGCAGAAAUGGGGACGCCGAAACUGGAGAAGCCAAAUGAAGGUUACUUGGAGUUCUUUGUCGACUGUUCAGCCAGUGCUGCCCCUGAGUUUGAAGGUCGAGGAGGUGAUGACCUUGGAACAGAGAUUGCUAACACCCUGUACCGGAUAUUUAACAAUAAGAGCAGUGUCGAUCUGAAUUCCCUCUGCAUUAAUCCUCGUGAGCACUGCUGGAUUCUCUAUGUAGACGUGCUGCUGCUGGAAUGUGGUGGAAAUUUGUUUGAUGCCAUCUCCAUUGCUGUAAAGGCCGCUCUCUUCAAUACAAGGAUACCAAGAGUUCGUGUUCUGGAGGAUGAGGAGGGGUCAAAGGACAUUGAGCUGUCUGAUGACCCUUAUGACUGCAUACGGCUGAGUGUGGAGAAUGUCCCCUGCAUUGUCACCCUGUGCAAGAUUGGUUAUCGGCACGUGGUGGAUGCUACUCUUCAGGAAGAGGCCUGCUCCUUGGCCAGCUUGCUGGUGUCUGUGACCAGCAAAGGGGUUGUCACAUGUAUGAGGAAAGUGGGGAAAGGCAGCCUGGAUCCAGAGAGCAUCUUUGAGAUGAUGGAGACUGGCAAGCGAGUGGGCAAGGUACUGCAUGCCUCCCUGCAGAGUAUCCUACACAAGGAAGAGAGCCUCGGGUCCAAGAGACAGAAAGUCGGAUUCCUGGGAUGAUUGGCACAUCAUCCCCCAACUGUGGAGGUUUUUUUUUACUUUCAAGCUGAAGUUUGUAUAUAUUUUUCUUAACUGUUAAGAAUUUGAAACAACAUUUGUACAUGUAAAAUUAAAGUCUAUUUUCUUGU